CGCGCGAAAUGGCGGACAGCCUCCUUCAACUCAAUCAAGUGGUGCCAAGAACGUAACCCCGGAAUAUUUCAUCAUAAAAUGAUAAAGGAAGAAGAUAAGAAUGAAGUUUUGGGCAGAAUCAUCGAAAAGCUGCAAAAUAGCCCGCUUUUUCUGGACAUGAAAGCAGAUCUGCAGGUAGGCUUUAAUUAUUGGUUCAGUUAUCUAACCCUAAUCACAGCGGCUUCCAAGGGAAUGGGGGAGACUGGCCAGUUUAGGGUGUUAAAGAGAGUAGUUUUACUCUUUUUUUUUUUUUUUUUUUACCAAGGGCAGAGCAUUUUCAAGUUAUGAUGAGUUUCUUACGGCAUAGCAAUUGCAUGUAGUGACAUAUAAUAUACUCAUGCUCACAUAUUUUAUUUACGAGGAAACAAAAAAUGGUUACACACUGGAGUAAAAUGUAAACCAAAAUAACCAUCGAGUGAGGUAGCGAGAGCCUGCCAGUUUGUCAUAUGUUACUUGUAGUCUCACAGAUAUUUUAUUGUCUUGUUUGUGAAAUAAAGCCUCUUGAAUGCAGAGGUCUAAUCCCGCCUGUAAGAUCAGACCUCUUACCGCGGUCUGUUUGGCCUUCGAGCAGGCUGUCGUGUUUGGGUUCCUUGGAGUCCCUUUCCGUGCAUAGCCACCAACAACACCAUCGGCAGCUUCUAAUGGAAAAAGUUACUGAAACUCCUAAUUGAAGGAGUCCUUGCAUGAUUCGCCUCACCAAUUCUCAGUCGGUGAUAAACAGGCUGUUGUGAAGAUGUUGUAAUUGUAAACAUGCAUGAUUUAAUUCAUCCUGACCGAUGUUUCACUGAUAAUUAUUGUUUUGAUUUGAUUUGAUGAUGAUAUAGAAGGAGGUCGCAAAACCUCACGUCCAUGUGACCGACAUGAAGAAGAGCAUUCAAAAUUAUUUGAAAGACUCAGGGUGGGAGGUCAAGCUACAGAAUGCAGUUUAUUUUCAGCUAAAGAGGUAAGGAAGACAGACUUUUUUGCUGCUGAUGUAGACAAAAAUGCAAGUUUGCAAAGAAGAGAAACUUCUAUGCAGCUUCUGUGGGCAAGGCAAACAAUGUCAAACUGUCAUUGCUUCUAUAAAUAAUGAGUGACAACAACAGAUGGCCUGCCAAAGUGAAUUCAGAAAAUGAUGUCCAAAUAUAUUGCAAAACUUUUCCUCCAUAAUCAACCCAAUGCUUAAAUGGCCUGGAAGUUUUUGGGUUGCUUUCCACUUGUUUCUUGAAAUUUUUUUUGUUCAAAAGGCCUGUAUCUGCUUUUUACAUCAAGUUGAAAUGUUUCCUUUUUUUUUCUUUAACUCAGUGUGCUAUUAAUACUGCUUUCUGUCUGAUGACAUUAUUGACACAAGCAGCAACAUCCAACUGUUGGCUUCAGUUUAGCUCAGAUAUUUUGUUUUUAGAUUCUGAUACAUAAUAGUCUUUAUUUAAAAGGUAUAAUACCUUUUAAAGUGCACAUAGUAAGUUUUUAAAAUGAUAUUUCUUUGUAGUUUACCAAUGUCCUCGAUACAAGGCAUUCCUCAGAACCAAGUGAAAGAGCCAUUAGCAUUCAUUCGUAAGGCACAGGUAUUUAUUUAUUUAAUUUUUUUUUGAGAUUGGACAUGGAACUUUAUCUGAAGGUAACCUGCAUUUUGGACAACUGAGAAAUUUUAUAUUCUUGACACAUUUAAUGACUUGCUGAAAAUGCAUUUUGUUUGGACAUUAGUUAGAUUAUAUAGCUAGGAUUAGACCAAUGAGAUCAAGAGCUGUCAAAAAUUUUAUCUUAUUAGAUGAUUUGGUGUUAAGUAUUGCUGAGUAUUUUUGUGAAUCGCACAGCCUUUUUGACAACCCCCUUGUACAUGUACAUGUUAAAUUACAUGUAUAUUUAGUUUCCCUUCUCAUACAUUGUAUGAAUAUGAUUUUUUUUAAUAGAUGAACUGGGAGAAGAGAAUUGUCAAGAGUAUAAACAGCAUGUGCACAGAGCUAUCACUUCCUCUGGCAAGAAAAGUAAAGUAUUUACCACCCUAAGCAUUCUAUGCGGCAAAAUAGUGUGCUAUAUAGUGCCAAACUAAACAUGUUAAGAAAUGGUCAGAAACUGGCAUAGGAUUGAAGUGUAAACUGUCUUUUUGCCUCAACUUUGCAGUGGGUACUUAGUGAUAGACAGAGAGACACUGUUACUAGUUGAACAGUUCUUGAUGUAAUUCUUCACAAUAAUACAAUAAUCAAAAGGGAAGAUGUAAUACAUUAGAAUGUAGAUACAUGGGAGAGUCUUUUGUUAACCUUAAUAGACGUACCUUAUGCUUCAAAAUAUCAACUUUCUUUCAUUCAGAGGUCAGCAGCAGACCAGAGUGUCAUGUCAUCAAAGUUUGAAGUUUUAGGUGGUGAACUGGAUGAAAAACGUAAGUUAAUUGAACAUGGCUUGGUAAGCUCAUUUUUUGCAUUGGUACUGUUUUGUGUAUAAAGUAGUCAACAGAAAUACAAUGAUUAGGUGCUCUUUUUUGUAAUCCAUCUUCAAUGCAGUAUAAUGUCAUACAUGCUCUGUGACUCCAGCUUUUGUAAGAUGUUACCUUUUUCUCUUUUGACUACAGAAAUGGAAAAGAUCAAACCAGUCUAUGCUCCAAAGGACUUCUUUGAGGUGAGGUCUCAGGUGAAUAAGGAUAAGGUAUAUCCAUAUCCACUCAGAAAUCUUUUUAAGAUCUUAUCAAGAUUCUUAAAAGGUUCUUACAGGGAUUCUUACUGAGAUUCUUAGUUGAGAAUAUUGUGAGAUCUUGCAAGAUCUUGUCACAGGAUUCUUACCAUAUUCUUAAAAAAUCUUACAAGAUCUUGUAAGAUUCUACAAUUGUAAAGUAUAUAUGUAAGAUUCCUAUGAGAUUCUUUCAAAAUCCCUAAAGUAUAUAUCACAAGAUCUUGUAAGACUGUUAUCACAAGAUGCCAACAAGAUUUUGAAAGAUCUUACAAGAUCCCCUGACAAGAGUCACUACAGGAUCUAAUCCACUUGAAUAGGUAUAUCAUAUAUGGUAUUAAGUUGGCAUACAAGACUGAUUUGCAAAGCAAUCAGAGCUUUUCCAGAAUUCAAUACACUAAAUGCCAGAGUCACCACAUCCCCUAUAAUGAUUGUUUAUUCUAUUUAUAAAAAUUUUUUAUCAAGCUUUGCUAGCAAAUUUGUGCACUUUUUAUUGCAAUCAUUGUUCUGCCUUCCAGGCCCUGAUAAGUAUAGAAAAUCCAAGCUUUACACCACUUUGCAAGAUCCCAAGGUAUGAAAGAUUUGAAUUGGAGUGCUCAGGAUAACCUCUGUAAUUUGUUAAAUUUGGUCCUUGAUUACAGCUUUCUUUGAUAAAAGCUCUAUAUCUAAAAGUACUAAAUGCAUUUUGAAACAUGAAAUUUAUUUUAUAAUGCUAUUUAGAAUUCUAGAAAUCAGAUUAAACUGGUGUGUUAUAUAACAAUCAGGUCUUGGGAGUUUAAGGGUUAAUGUGGCUGAAAUAUUGUACAUUGCAAUAGUCAGUUAGAUUCAUAUCUGAGAUACUGUGUGUGUGACUCCAUGUUUGAAUCUUUGAAUUGGUAUUUGACAGUUUAUAUUUUAUCCUUUAUUUUGUGACUACAGGUCAAUCAAAGGAUGGGGUUUAAUGAAAGUUCAGCUUUACACCAAAUCCCUUCAAGAUAUGGUGUGUUCUUUCAACUUGUCAUCAACAUCAUUGUUGAUAUUUUCGCUGGUCUUUAUUAUCUGUAGAAGGUUGUUAAUUUUUUUUCAUGAGGCCAGUUGUUCAGACAAUAGACUACCAGUCACUUCAAAACAGUCCCAUGUUGAUUGGGAUAACAUACUUUAUUUGUAAUGAGUAGCUGUAUAGUUUACUUAUGAAAUCUUUUUGUAUGUGUGUUUGCCAGAAAGUUGUCUACAAAGAACUUGACCCAGGAAAUUCUCACAGUGGAGUGGAUGACGCCUUACUUGAAAGUAUCUCAUGUGGUAAGUUGUUUUAAAUUUUUAGAUUUGCACCCUCUCCUUCCUCUCCUCUCCCCUUUCCAUCUGAUUCCCACUUUCUCUCUCUCUUCCUGAUUGUCAUACUUAUCAUUAUUCUCUUUUGCAAUACGUAUCAUUAUUCUCUUUAGCAGUAUGCAGUCGAAACAUUGUGAUCUACAUCACACAUGACUACAUCGUGAGACGAACAAAAAACUUAGCUUUUUAUCGUUAUUCACUGUGAUGAAUAACCACAACCUUUUCUACGAAAUUAUUCUCUUUGCUCCCAAAUUUUAUUUUCUUUCUUAUCCUCAGCCUUCAUCCUCUCAUUCCUCUUGCUUCCUAGCACAUGGCCCUUAAGAGUAUUGCAAGCCUGUAUAUACAGAUGCUACUGACUACACUUUUAAGUGACUUUCAUCUAAUUUCUCCUUACAGUAUCAUCCCUGAAUCACAUAUUUAGGUCAUGAGAAUUAAGGAAAUGAUUACCAACUAAAGAAGCUCUUGAUUGUUGAACAAAUUCUCCUUGUCAGCACCUUAAGAAAUGUAUCUAGGACAGAGUGGAGAAUAUGAAUACUGAUGUUAGGUUGUAAAAGGUUAAUUCAUUCUUACUUGCCUUACUUUUUCUUACUUAUUCCUUUUAAUUAUUUGUCUUCUAGAAUCAUUUUCAACGGAUUGGAACAAGAUUGGAAGGAAAGGUUUGCAAGCAUUUUCUUUUGGGUUGCAUUGUAAAUGGGUUAAUUCACCAAGCUUCAAACAUUUCCAGGAAUUCUUGCCUCUGAUUUUUACUAAUUUACUAUAGUAAACUGAAUUAUCUUUAAGCUUCAUCUUUAUCUAGGUCUUGAUUAAAUCAGAGCUAUUAACUUUUUCAUAAUACACAUACUCUUGUGAGAAAGACUCAUGAUUAUCCUCUCAUCCCAGAAGAAUGAUGAUAUGGCAUUUGAUACACUGGCAACAACUCUUUAAAGAUGUCUUUCAAAUUUGAGAGGGCAAUCUUCAUCACAUACACUAAAAAAAGUCAGUGCACACAAAAUUAGUCCUGAGAGAUUCACCAUGAUUUAAAAUCUUGGAAACCUCUGAGUCCGCUUGCAUCAACAUUUCUUCAAAUAACUCAGAGUUCUGCACAAGCUCCAGUAUAGCUAUACAUGAAUGUGAGCUCAACUUAUUUGUGCAUAUGCAAUUUCACUGCCUUAAAACCAUGUAUGUUGUCCAUAACUGUGCCACACAGCAGAAAAUUAUUACUGAAAGUUAAUCUUCAACAUGGUUUUUUUUUUUAAUAGUAAUUCAACAUGGAAGUGCUCCAGUUGCCCGACAGUAUGCCAAGUAUGGCUGCCCUCCUGGGCUGAGAAGGGAGGUCUGGUGUCUUAUACUGGGGCUGGAGGUUGAUGAUGUGGUAUGUCACUCUCAUGGUCUCAUUAAUAAUUCUCCUGACUAUUUGCCAUACUAUUCUAAUGAUGUUGCAAUGUAGUUCAGAGAAUUUGAUAUUGGAUCAAUUUAUAAUCCCUUAAUUUAUAUUUUUGUUAGCCUCAUUGCUUGUCUGCUUGAUAUUGUAAGGAGAGGUUCUAUCUUGGUCACUCACAGGAGUUGAAGGGUUACUGUACAUGUAAAUAAUUAAUUAUAAAUGCUAAUGACAGGCAAACUUCAAUGAAUAGACCUCUCGUGGUGUGUAGCGCUCAAUGACUUGGUUUGGUGUCACUAAGAUUGCAGAUGUCAUUUUGAUGUCUUGAUUCUUUUGACCUAACCAUGCCAUGGUAGGGCCUAGAAGUCCAUACCUGUGGUUACUGUUCUGGACUUAUCUUUGCUCUCUGUAAUAUGAAGUAACUAGUGUUGCAUCUCCUUAAUGGGAUGUUUAUACUUGUCAUAUUAUCUCUAAACCAUUUGCUAGGCUUCCCAGACCAGUUUUAAAUACCCAUUUAGGUAUUAUACACGCAUUUUUGACUGGUUCUUACUCAUGAUCUAUCGGAGGACAGAUGCAUAGGUGACGUCAUUAUUCACAACAUGUCGCCUUUGUAGAUCACAGAUGACGUCAAAAUGUGUUAAGAAGAUCAGUGACACACUUGGCUGCACCUCGUGUGUUCUUAUUACAUUUGACGUCAUUUGUGAUCUAUUGUUCACCAGAAGAGACGCGCGGCAACAUGGAACAUAUUUGUUAAUUAUACUCCUGGGUCACCACCUACGGUGUAGAGGAGACGUGGGGGAGUAAAGUGUUUUGUCUGAGAAUGCCACGGUAAAAAGGCUUUUUUUUCGAAAGGUGGAUAACGCUAUCCACUGGAUAAAUCUCUAUCCGGUGGGUAGCGCAGUAAGUUUUGUUAACACUCAUCCGCUUGACAGUGAUUUAUCCGUAGGAUAGCUUUAUGCGUACUUUGAACGACUGGACUCAGAGCUUUUGAUCCGGAGCCCAGAGAUCUAUUUGCUAGUCCUAAGGCCAUCGCGAGAUUGGUAUUAGUUCAGUUGUUUGUUUUGUUUUCGUCUGUUUAAUGUGUUUAUUUUUGUUUGUAGGACCUGUUAUAUUUCCAGCAGCUAAAACAAUAUGUUAUCGAGUAUGAUAUGCUGGUUGACAGCCUGAUAACGAAGGUAACAUGAUCGUAAACCUCAUUCAAUGACAAUGCCUUUUGUUUAUGUCAAUCAAUCAAUCAAUCAAUCAGCCAACAACGAUGGCCUUAUGUGUCACUAACAGUGUAUUUGUUGUUUCCUACACACAUCGAGCAUUAUUUCUGCCAAGCGUAGGAUUUGUUACGUCAAUGCAUUCAGAAAUAAGGAAAUAACCUUGUGUCUAGUGCUGGAGCUGACAAGUGGGCUCGCGAAAAACAGUUGGGGUUACCUAGCCGUUUCUCUGUAGCCGCUAUUUCUUUCUCGUCUGCCCAUAAGCUUAUCUAGACUGACUUAGAGCUUGUAGCUGAUUACGAAGAAGUGAAUGGAAAAGUGCCGCACUCAUUAAAUACAAAUUUUUAUUCAUUACAUCAACUGGAAAAAGAGCUUUUUACAUUAAAGUUUUCAUCGAAGAGUGAAUGCCCUCAUUGUACAUUUUACCUUUUUACAAAUUUUUGAAACUUCUUUUUUGCUUUUUGUUGGUUUUUGUAGCUUUUUAAUUCAGCUGGGUACAUGUAUUAUACUCAAAUAUAUUUGAUAGGAAAUAUUCUUGCAACGUGUUGAGAAUAGUGCUCUGAUUGAUAUUUAAAGAUAUGUUAAUCAAUUAUCAGAAAGUUGUUGCACACUUUAUAAUUGUUUUUCUUAUUUUGUUUUUGAACUUAAAGUUUUUUUUGUCUAAUGAGAAAGUAUAACGUUGUAGGUCAAAGCAUUGCACAGAGAGCAAUGAUACUUAUCUAAACUGAGAGUCAUUUAAAAUCACUAUAUACACGAAAAUUAUUCUGAAUCUGAGCCAUAAUAAAAUUCUUCGUCGAAUAAUUCUUCGUCUGUGGGAACGAUGUCCUCGUAGAAAUCAACUUUCUCCGAUACAGGUGGGCCUGUUCCAAACCGUAGCGACAUCACCAUUUUUUUCCAUCGCGGUACAACUUGAAGUAUCUUAACGAAAGAACGGUAUGUAAAGUAGGUAAAAACGACUGCAGUACCUCCGAAUGUGAGAAUCGGAAUCAGAAUUGAAAGGAACGGGAUCGUAGACACCAAGAUGACACCAAGGAAUACUGCUGAGGCAGUAGUGAAUAUGACGAUCAGCGAGACGGAAAGAAACGUCAGGAAAACGAACAUUGGUAAGAAACCAAGAACUAAUACAAUUGCCAAGAACAUUGCAAUGACUGGGUGUCUUUCGGCAAAAUCUUUUACUCGUCGAAUUCUUCCCAAGACUUGGCAUUGAAGGUCCUCUGCGCGUUUUUCCACAGCUCGAAGACUGGCAGAAGGGAACCAAUUUGGCAAGAGGAAGUCAACAUUCUCGACCUCAAUCAUUGCGAGUGAGCCACCCCUGUUGAAAAUAAAAAGAGACACCGUUAGAGUGUUAAUGUUUAAGGAACCUUGACGUUUUUUGAGGAACUACGUAUUUCGAUGGCUGACAGCUGUUUUUCCUUGGAGCGCCUUUCUACUAAAUGUCAUAAAACCAAGCAUACUGUUCACCAUUUACUGCGUAAAUUGCAUGUAGCACUCGGGCGUGGAUCAUUCUUCACUUAUUAGCAAACCGUAGAAAGCACCGGGAAAAUGCGAAUGGUUAUUUUCAGCUUUGUGGGUGGAGCACGUUUUUGUCAUAGAUCGUGAAGCGUAGCCUAACAAGGUACAAUCAUUUGUCAACAACUGUCUGGGAAGAAUUCUGAAACUGAUAACUUGGUCAGACAGACUGAAAAAAAGAAAAGGUAUGGGAGAGAUCAGGUCAGGUGACCAUUCAAAUACAAAUCAGUCAGAGGAAAUAAAGAUGGAUAGGCUACACCUUGAGGAAACAUCUUGACAGUGUUACCAGGCAACCCUUGAAAUAGAAUCCCCAGUGAAAACAGAGACGAAGACGCGCAAAAACACCUAGCGACGAGAUGUUCAGGCUGUGAUGAAGAAUUGGGGCCAAACCUGGAACACACAAGAUAGCCCAGGGGCCAAACCUGGACCACACUCGAAAGCUAGUCCAGGAUAGGACGAAUCGGAGGAGGAGAGAGAUCAUCGAUGGCCUAUACUUCAGGAGGCGCCAAGGGCAUAACUGACUAGCGUAGUAGAACAAUACCACCGUAAAUUACUUUCUACACUUAGUUGAGAUCGUUCCAAUCAAGCGUUGGUGCAGUGUAACUCUAUUCCUUCUUACCUGCGCUUGGGAACCACAAUUAAAUUGGCUUACAAUAUGCGAAAAAAACCUGUUUCCAACUGGCUCUAUUCAGCACGUGAAAAAAUCUAACUAUUAGUGUGAAGUCUUUCUUGUCAAACCUUCGAACGGUAAACGAUGACUUCGUUAUAAUUGUUACGUGUGUAUUACAAUUCAGACCGUCAGGCCUUGCGUUGCGCACGCGUCGAUUUGUCUUCGAUAUUAUGCUCUUUAUCGUACAGUCUCUAAGGUAAAUCUGUUCAUGAAAAGGCGCACUGUUAAGAAGAAAGUACCUGACUGGCGUGUAGUGCAAUUAGCGCGCGCGCUGAGACAUUUAACGUUAAUCAGUUCGUAAGCAAGUUACGCGUAAGAUUUCUCGUGUGUGUGUUUUCGCAGUUUUAGUCGCAUUUGGGAGAUUUUCGUUACCGCUUGUGUUUUUUCAGUUUUAGUCGCAUUUAGGAGAUUUUCGUUAUCGCUUCCGAACACGCAGAAAUAUUUCAAGUUCUCUCGUGCUCCAUAAAAUUCACGCAUUGGGUUCUUAUACGUUCGAUCCUAAAAUACUUUUUACACCAGUUACAAAUAAGCUCAGUUCUCGCUCUCAUCGCCUUUUUCGGGCCUGAUUUCUAAUUUUUCCGCCCCGCACUUGUUACUGGUUACACGUUUUCACUCCACGGCGUGUUCUGGAUUUCCGAAUGGCAUACUCACCCAUCUCCAUUCAUUUAGACCACGAGCAGUCCCUCUUUCUUGACGCAGUGCAGCGCGCGAGUCAAAGAACAAAAAAGGAAAAAAUGUGAAAAAUAAAAAGAGAUGUUAAUGCGCUGCUCGUAACUCGUAGUCUCGUAGUGUACCCUUCAUUAUGUGCCAGGUGCGUGUUUCAUCACAUGCAGCGCCGGUAGUUAUCGGUCAUUCUGUAAACUUUGUUUUCGUGGUUUUUUUGUUGAUCUUGUUCUUGUGACACAAAAAAAUUUCAAACGUUAAGGUCGUGAGAAUUAAGUAAAAUGAUCACGAACUUAUACAGCUCUUGAUCGUCAAACAAAUUCUCUUUGUCAAUCAAGAGCUGUAUCCACUGAAGGGCGAAUAUGUAGUUUGAAAUAUUUACUCAGUCUUCAUUACUGUUCCUUAUCUUUACAGGACAUCAAGCUCACAUCCUCGAACGAUGAUGAUUACUUUGUGUUUGAAGAUGUUCUGUGCCAAGUAAGUGUAGUGUUUGAAAAUGCACAAUUGUGUUGAUGUUGAGAUUUUAGGCGAGCUGUUGAUUUGAUGAAAUUGAAUUUUUUUUUCAGGCUCUUCUUGUUUUCAGUCGAGAUACGUCCAUCCUGGAGCAUUUCGAGCAUUCCAGUGCCACGCCCCCAAAAUCUUACAUUCGAGGUAAUUUGUUCGUCAAGCGUAGAUUUCUAUGAGAAAAAAUUGACCAGCUUAAUUUUGUUGGAGUUUGUCCUGGUUUCCUCGAACAUGAAACCACAAAAAGUGUUCCUUCUUCCCUAUGAUAGGAUGCUUGAAGAUCGCUUUGCUACAACAACAAUUCUCGUGUGAAAAAAACAUCUGUGCUUUCUUUUCUUCCAGGCAAACUGGGUGUUCAAGACUAUGCUGUCGUUUAUCCCCCAAAUGGUAGGUGUAACUUCACAAAAAUGCUGCAAGGCUCAAAGAGAAAGAGCUACAAUCUUACAAAAUUAAGUUAACGUAUCGAGUUGAUCGUGAAGAUUUGCCACAGGCACCCUUUUUAGACAGAGAGGGGUGUCCUGCGCGAACGUCUGCGUGAGCUCGAAUACUUUUUCGUUACUGUGUCAAGAAGCUAGACCGUUUCACUCAUUUUUUUUAUAUUUCAUGUUUUCUUCGUUGCAAAAUGGAAAAAAUAUUCUUCAUAACGCCACAUGACUACACUACAAGUACCACGUUUUUCAUUACCUUCUUGUUUCUCCAUCAACAGGUAUCAUACCCUUCCACGGCUUUUCUAUGUAUGGUGAGCUCAUUACUUCUUUUUUCUUAUCGGAAAAAAAACCUAAAACUUCGAAGAAAUAUUCAAAACUUAUCCCGCUUUCCGUUGCACGAAGCGAUUUGGAGCAUUGCUAUUCUACCUAGAUCUAUGACGAUUCGUCGAUAAUCAUUCAUACUCCUGGAUGGAGAGAGUCUCGGUGAGAGUAAAUUGGCUUACCCAACAACGCAACGCAACGCAACGCAACGACCUGGCCAUGGCUCAAACCCAGGCCUUUUGAUCUAAAGAUCAGUGCGCUGAUAGGGCCGCUGACCAGAGGGUCGCUGCGUCUAUCACUUCUGGUGAUCCGUAUGGAAAGCACCAAGUAACAUUGCUUCAAACCACGUGAGCCCUCAACGUUCGUAUUCCUAACCCAAACCGCCGGAAUAUCGCGGGUUCACAUGGUUUGUAGCAAUGUUACGUAGCGCUUUCCAAUCCAUUCGAACAAAAAUGAAGCUUUUUUUUCUCAAACCUUAAUCGUUGGUACUUGAAAUUAAACGAUUUACUUCCUGGCACCGUUGACCUGCUCUUUAUUUUAUUUCAUAGCGUCUCCUCUAGGUUAUAUUUGUGCUGAAGCUCCACAACUUUACUUUCUCUUUCGACGAAUUUACACCAGGUGAGAAUUGAGUUUAUCUCGAUGGAGGACCUGUGGACAUGUUUUGAUUUAGAUUUGGAAUUUUAUGGCACCUGUUUGAAAAUCAUAGUUUUUUUUUUUGUACUUGAGAUGAAAUUUCCCUCGUGCGAACUUAAUAUUAAUAGUUUCGUACAAGUUCAAGUUUACCGAAACGUUUUUAAUUUUUUUGUAGAUACUUUUUUCGUCUUCACGGCAUGUCCUCGCACCCUCAGGUAAUGUAGUGUGUGUAAUCUGUUACAACCGAUGUAAUAAAGCAACUAUGUGGUGCUGUAGCACUAACUGCAUAGUCAUUAGUUAUCAGAGGUAUACCGUGGGGCAUAUCAAAUCAAUGCUCUUCUUGAAGGACAGCAUACGUGGCUAAUUUGCGCGGGAAAUACUGAUCUGAAGUUUUGACAUACGCAACCCUUCUUGAUGUGAAAUAUAGCUAUAUCAAGUACGUAGUUCGCAAUUGCUGCACAGCCUUUUGAUUGGGUGGUAUGUUUCUGAAAUACGAAAGAUAAUUUCUGCAAUUUAGUAGAUUUUAACCUCUUCUUUUAUUAUUUUACAGGGAAUUAUGUCACUGUGUGUGUUGUUCGAAAAUCUUCUUCAAACUCACGAGCCUGCCCUGUUUUACCAUUUAAAAGAAGUUGGUGCUCACCCGUAAGUACGGAGCCAUGUCAGGUUUUCCUAUCUUUUUUUUUCUUUUUAAUAAGGCACGGGAAUAGUUGUGAUUUUCAGUCUCUGUUUGGUUUUUUUCAGGCUCCGUUUAGUCUUUAACUGGUUAAUAUACGCAUUUGCUGGUUAUUUGGAGACAGAGCAGGUACAAAAUGGAAACAAUCAUUUUUAUCUGUUAUCGUAGUAGUGAUUGUUGUUUUUGUUGUUUUUAUUUUUGUUCCUGUUGUUAUUCUUUACGUUGUAGAUGUUGACUGUUUUCUUGUUGUUGAUGUUGUUGUUUUUGGUUUUCUUUUCGUGGUGGUUAUCAGUGAUGUCAAUGAUGCCCUCAAACUCCUAAGAGUGACUAGUAUCUAAUUUAUCCAUGCAAUAUCACCCCUGGAUCAAACGUUAAGGUUGCGACAAUGAAAAAAAGAAGCUCUUGAUUAUUAAACAAAUUCUACUUUUCGUCAGCACCGUUUCAUGAUGUUUUGAUGUGAUUAUGUUACACAGCAACAUUAGCUGUCGAGCUUCUACCCCGCUAUCAUAUUGUUAUCUUCAGUACAACUAUUUCUUAAAGAGAUUCAAAUUUUUAAACCAAGCGCUAAAUUAGCUCAGGAAUUUUGGCUUUUCUGCACAAUUUGAAUGCGUUCGACAUCACUUUUGUUACAUUUUUGUGCUGGAAUUCAAAUUGUGACCGUCAAUAAACAAGUGAUUCAUCUGUGGUCUUGUCAACAGCUGCUCCUUUUGUGGGACAGGAUAUUUGCUUACGACUCAAUGGAGUUAUUAGCAGGUAUGGCGACUUCUUAAAACACAGUAUAUCACUGAUGUAGUUUAGUUACUAAAGAGGAAUUGUGAGCCUCAAGAAUUCUAUAGAUUAAAACAAUUAAGUGUAUGGCGGCAGACAUGAAAAUGCUUAAGCACAACUAAAAGUCAGUUUAGCCCGAACCGCUGGGCGAGGAUUAAAAUGACAUAUUUAUGCUCAAUGACAUGAAUUAUAUUACUAUUAUUGCUAUUUUUGAGGGCAUUAAGAAAAUACACUGAAAAAAUGGCAACUAAACAUUCUGAACUAUCAUGCGAGCGCUUGCAGGCUUAAAGCCAAAAUCUCCUCCAUUUUAGCCCCCAAAGUGCGCCACAACCCCCGGAAAAGUGAUGAUAAUUGUGGCUGAGACGGCCCAUGGUGUGAAACGCUUAGAAGUGGGGGAGGUGGAAGGCUAUUUGUGAUAGGCGUAGAUGAGCAGUACUCCAUGUCCUUUCAUGCUUCAGAGUUCGGGAUACACAACGGCGUGAAUGAGCCACUAUUCCUGUUUAAGCUGACAAACGCAGAAACGACAGACCACGUUUAAAACCUCUUCGCAAGUUGUGGGAGAAAUUACUGGGAACCUCUAAAUCUUUGUUUGAUUUCCUUUCAGUUCUCGCCAUGGCAGUCCUGUCCUAUCGUCGCGCAAAUCUCUUGGAAGUCACUAGCCUACAGGCAGCUCAGGUUUGUAUGCUCAUAUUGUGAACUCUCUCCACUAAAUGACUUACAUUUCGUUGAUAUGAGAAUUUUAAAUUACGACGUGUUUUCUAUAUUUCUGUAAAGAAAUUUUGUGAUAACAGAUUUGUUCAUCGGCGAAGGUAGGGCACACGGAAAUCUGGAACAUAAGAUAGCGGAGGGAAAAUAGAGUUGGGAAGGCAAGAGAUCACAGAGUAGAAGUGAAAUUGCUCCCAAGAUCUGUUUGUUAAUUCUCCCCUCUAAAUGGCACACAUUUCCCUCUAAAUUAGCUACGAGAAUUUGGUGUUGGAUCAAGAUAACAAAAUCUACUUGAUACGUUUGAGCAUUCUCAUUAUCUGUUUACUGGAUAAUGUAUGGAUGUUAUAGGGAGAAGAUACAUGUUUAUCAUUAUUGGGAGCUUAGGGUUAUUCUUCACUCAUUCCAGCACUCAAACUGGAACUUCAGUAACGCUUGAAACUGUUCGUAAACGAGUGACAAUUUUUAUUAACGGUGUGGACUAUUAAUAGUUGUAUAAGGUGGUUUAAUGAUGAUGCAUUUUGUAUUUAUUCUUUCUUCGUUUCUCGUUACAGACGGUGCUAGCUGAUAUUUCCACGUUAAACUCCAUUGCUUUACUGCAAUACGUGUUAUUUCUUAAAUAAUGACUCAAUACUGCUCCUUGACUAUCGAGAUUAUAGACAAUGCGGAAGCUUGUAAACCUAGAUGGUAAACCGCUUGUUGUCCGUAGCGUGCCGCCUCCUCAGAACUGGUCCUUUCCUAACAACCUAGGAAACCUCGCCCGUCGUGUUACUGUUAAUGUUUGCUGGGAAACAGCUUCCCACGCCUCGCCAGCUGUAGUCUUUUCCCACCAAAAAUUGCCCCAUCCGUCACAGUUCUGAUCAGGCCUAUCUCUGAGUCCCAGGACUCCUCCUGUUUUGAGAGAAGUUCAGCGAUCUUCUGGGCUCUUGUAAAUGACGUUUAAAGUGUAGAAGCGAGUGAACUACGUUGCAUCAUCAUCCAAGUAGGACCUCUUGAACGUUCUGCAUUCCUUUCUAGCUUAUGACGAUGACGUUUCUUUCCAUAUGUUAUAAGACAUUGUAUAUAAACAAGGGAAAUACUAUUUUCUCUUUAUAUAAAUUAUUGUUGAUAAUGCAGUUCAAGAAGAAAACAACUUGAACUCGUUCGUAAAAGUACUUUUUAAACUGUACAUUACAACUCGUUUGUAAAUUGAAUGUGUAUUUAUAUCUUCGUUACAUUGAUUGAAAUGUAUAAGGAACCUUUAUUUUCGCGAUAUUAAAGGGUCUCUUUUUAUCUUCCUACUGCUUUAAAGACGAAAACUGACAGCCACCUAAAUGGAAAGUUCAUUUAUAAAUUUAUCUGUGCAAGAGAAAUUAAUCAUUUCCUAACCACAAACUAAGAGCACUUUUUAGCAUACUCUUCCUACUAAAAUUUACAUGUCCAGGUGAAUGCUAGAAUAUAAUUGAACUUUUACCACGAACGCUCUAAUAAGCUCUUAAAGGACAUGGUUAGCUAUAGAGCAUCUAGACUGGGGAGCUGAUAGUGUAGGUGCUCAUUAAAAAGGGGGCGGGAAAGAUUUAUUAGAGCGUUCUUGGUAAAUCUUCUGGGGAGAUAAAAUGUGCGAUGGGUUCCCUAAAAAAAAAAGGAUUGAUUGAAAAUUCAUUUCUUCUCCAUCAACGAAAGCCUCGCGUUACUUGAUUAGGAUUUUUUUAAACACAUUGUUUGCACGGCGCGAGUGUUUUUGUUCCUUAGGUAAAUCAAAAACAAAGAGUUAAUCCAGGUUCUGUUUCAACUGUUUGUUUCUCUUGUAAAAGGUUGAGGGGUCAAUAUUGUAUUUCAAUACUUGACAACCAAUUCUGUUCGGGCAUAGAUGCUGAACGCAUAGCAACACAAUUUCAGAUUUUUCGUCGUGCGCCUCAGACUUCUGUAUUUCCAGCAAAAGAGCAAUUCUUUUCAUCACAAACGCGUUGAAUUCUUGGUAGACGGAGGUAUUAUUUUACCACCCAGAGGAUCUUUGGAUCGUCAACAUUUUGAGCUGUAAAGAAUCACAAAGCGCGAGGAAUUAGCAUUCCUAUCGAUUGAAUCAUUUGGUUGAGUCUGGCGUGUUUCUAUUCCUGCUAACGCCGCUAUGAGUAGUGUAACGACACCAGGCGUAGGUAAGUUCAGUGUUGUUGGAUAGUAACUUCGCCUAUUAUUUUCACGGACCCAAAAACUGAGGGAAUCACCAAACGAGUGAAAUCUUGCCCGAGCGUGAAAGAGAUGACCGUCAACAGAUUAAUUUUUAAGUCAGGCCAUUUCUCUGAGUGGAAUUAACAUGUUUUCAUAUUUUACUUACCACUAAUUUGCUCGAAAGAAAGGAAACUUGUAUUUAAGUGCUAAGAUGCAACUUGCUUUGGCUUCCAAAGAGUUAAUUUGUUAUUUCGCAUUAAUCAAGUAUGACACGAUGUAAACAGUCAACCAAAAUUUCUAUUUAACCCUUUGCACUCUAGCAUGAGUAUUUAUAUUCUCCCAACUUUUCUCCAUAUUUCCUUUGGUACUGACAAGAAGAAUUUGAGUGAAAAUCAGGGGCUUCUUGAAUUGGUGAUAAUUUCCUUUAUUUUCAUGACCUUUACAUUUGAUUAGGGUGAUAACUUAAAGAGAAAUAGAAGUCAGUCACUCUUACGGGUUAAGGUUUAAUUCUAAUUUUCUAAGCAAUGCAAAUUUGCGCAUCGAAUCUAAAAGCCGUCAAGAUUGAGCAAUUCCAUUCAGUCCAAUCAUACCAAAGAGAUCCAGUUCACACUCAUGUAAAGGAAUUGUAAUACUUUGUUGUCUAUAUGCAUUAUAGAAUCAUCAUUUGAAAGUUCCAAGGACAGCUCACGUUCUCUUCCAUCCGCCUUUUUAUCAACAUACAACAGGGAAUAUAAAGGUUCUUUUGGUCCACCAGCGCCAGAUGCAAGGUAAAAUUUUCCUGAUGGCGGCAUGCACAACACAGAUCGUUUGGUUAUAAAUCACUUAACUAGCAGCCCAUAAGCGUUUUGCACAAAACAAAUUAAAGUCAUAAGUGGCUUCUAUUUAUUCCCUCUUCAAAAGUAAACGAAAGGGAAAAUGGAAAUUUCUUUAAAUUAACUUCUCCAGUUUCCUCUCUCUCGCCAAGUCUGACCUGGCGUAAGUAAUUUAGUUUUGUUUGCCUAUUGUUUCGACAAAUGACAGUUACAGAAAAUUCCUCUGGCUUUGAUCUCUUAGCUAUUGAGUUUCUGUUCUCUUUUAUUCUCCUCAUCCAUUCUAAUUUUGAACCUUUUUAUCAAUGAAAAUUCUUUUCUCACAACUUUUUAGAGUGCGAACUUCGCGUUUCUACCCUCCAGGACAACCAUCAGUUGACUCCACGUAUAGGACCGAUUUCCUAAGUCACCAGGGAAAACCUACAAUUAAAAUGCCUUAUGGAACAUCCUCUGGAGACAGGAGCAAUAACCCUCACCCUCAUAAUAUGGAGCAGGUGUUCGCACAUCCGAUUAAAGUAAGUAAAGUAAACUGAAGCAAAUUUGAUAAAUUAUUCCCUGUGAUUGGUCUCGCAAACUUACACUGUUCCCUCGAACAGUCAGAUGCAAAAACCAAAACCUAUCGCCACCAGGUCACUCUCUUUUUCCCUUGAUAGAGGACGGUUGUGUGGGUAAACUAAGAAUUAUCAUGCAUUCCAAAUAAAUCUUUGACUUGUUUAUUCAAAGGAAUUUUGUGUUCAGCUUGUCUCACUUCUAUUCUACAGCAUCAAAAAACAUGAAUGAAUAAGAGAGAUUAAAGUUUAAGAUAUUAAAAUGACUUCGCACUUUCUCUUCAUUUUCAAAGGAUUAUUUCGUGUGGUCCCAUUACCGAAAGCUUCCCCCAGUUAAUUCUAAAGGGACAGAAUCCUCCACUAGCUCUGAGCUCCUUAAAAAAGUGUGCCAGGACAAGACUCGGUCGACUUAUCAACAGGAUUAUGUCCCUCAUAUUCAAGGUAGGAUUGAAGUUCCUUUAAAGUGAGUACGAUCAAAAGGAGCCAAUCGAAUGCUUUUCUCUGAGCAGUGACAGACACCAUUUCACUUUACAGUUUAAAUAUUUUUUUUUAAUCAAAUUCAUUUAUUUAUCUAUUUUUUUUUUUAAUUUUUAGAUCUUCCCUCUACAAACAAUGGCUCUGAAGGCCAAGGAUUAGAUCAAGAGAGAUAACACGCUGAAAAGUUUUGAUCGCCAUGAAAUGAAGAAAUAUUCAUUUGAAAAUGCAAAUAUUAUGGUAAAAGAGAAAUAUGUAACUUUAAUAAAAGAAAAAAAUUGACAUGCCUCUGUCCUUUCCCUCUCACUUUUGCUGAAACUCCGUUAAGUCAACGGAGUUUCAGUAAAACUGAGACUAACACGUCUUUCUGUAAUCAGAAUGCCCGACUCAACUGUGUACUGAAACAAAAGAAACACUAACGUGCAUUUGAAACGGUUCUUUUACAGGCAACACACCAUACUUAUAUUUUGGUAAACAGUUGUAUCAGACUCUCUUUUUUUAACUCUUUUUCGUUUUGCCAACAAAUACAUCUUUUUAUCCACCAUCAAACACGAUAUUGGUAGUUUUCAAUGCGUUCAAGCCGGAGCCUUGACGUGUUUUACCGUAGAUUCCAAUUGGUGAUCAAAACACAAAUUGCACAGGGUCAUGACUCACCUUUCAUGUUGAGUCAUUGUUCAAAAAGGAUCAUUUUCAGUAACAGCUUUGUUAUGAAUUACUUUUGAGUAUGAAUCAUCAUAUUUGUAUUUGUUCAAGUCUUUAAACAAUGACGUAAAACAGAGCUGUCAAGGACGAUAAUAGAGCCUUUUGUCUCUUCAGUUGAAUAUGAAAUAAAGCAAACGAACUUACAAAUAUUUGUGGCUGUUUGUUUGACUGUUUCCUCUUGGGAAUUUGUAAAAAUGGGGUCUUACAAACUAAUUAAGUGAGUGUUAUUACUCUGAAAGUAAAUACGGCGAUAUCUGAUACCGCUUGAUGCGCUUAUAACUCAAGUUUAUGUAGAUAACACAUAAUUACAUUUUUGUAUAGGGAACUGAUAGUCGCACAAAAAAGAUAAUUCAAACAUUGUGAUAGCUUUGUUGAUGAUCUUCUGAUUAACUGUUUGAUUUCGUGGCAGCGAGUACACUCUUGAAACAAUGAAUGGUCAUCUUUGUGGAGCUGUGCAGCCAAUCACAGUUAUGCAGUUAUCAGGGGAAUACAUUCAGUUGUGGAAACCGUGGAAACACAUCAUUGCUAAACUGCAAUUUUGCGCUUGAAAACAUUUUCCAUUUGAAUCUUUCUUUCAUGGUAAGUUACGGGAAGUUGUUCGUUCUUCUUUUUCAAGAGAUCUGACAUCCAAAUAGUAGCCUUUAUCAUGGUGCGAUUCUGUUGAAAUUGUUUGAUUUAUAUAACCACGUCUAUUAAACAAAAGAAGAAGUAGUGUACAUUAUAUCUGAGUUUCUCUAAACACUGCAUUAGUGCUGUUUUUCGCUUAGGAGUUUUCUGUCUAUUGUUUUCAUGAUAGAUUGAAUCACUCGUGUACUUGAAACGAAGAUUUCAUUGCAAAAUCAGUUUUUUUUAAAUGCUUCACAUGCAGAGGUCACUAAAGUGGUUGAAAAGUAUGCAUGAGGAAUCAUAACAUUUUAUGCAAUAACGUUAGACGCGAAACGAAGAUCUUUUAUAUUUUUUAUGGCAGAUCCGUUUUUCUUAGUAAUUAGUCAGCCAGUACAAAUGAGACUAAUUAAUUAAAUGUUUACUGACUAAUUUUUAUGCAGGAACGACGAGAUCGUCAUGAGAAGUAGUUAAAUUUUUGACAAAGUGAUCUGGAUUGGCUUGCAUUCAGUUGUCAACUGCCAUGCCAUACCAAGGCGGGAGAUAUCUACCUCCCAUAGGUAAAUAAAUCUCAUUAUUUACUUACUUUUGUUCGUUGUUUUUAGAGAAGUGUCGUGGGUAAAGAUGCUCGCGAAGGGUUACCUUGCAGGCAACAUUUUGAUCAUGCUUUUCCAGACUGGUGCAUGAAAGAAGUGCAAUGAAAGCUCGAUAAAUCUUUCUGUGAAUCUUCACUAACAACUACGAACAUUUAAACAUUUGGGUAGAGCAUUUGUUUCAUCUCUCUCUCCUUCUUUCUCUGUGUCUCUUAGCCCUACUUUUCUGUACCUUAUCAUUUUUUAGCAACUCCAAUUCAGACAACAUAUCAGAAGGACUACGUCAGUCAGUCAGUGGAGCCCCCAAAAUCCUUUAAAUUCAGAUCUAUCAGCAACUUACGUGAGUAUAACCGGAUACGCUUUAUUUUUGAAAAAAAACAAUUUUUUAUGAAGUUAUUUUUUUGGAAGGAAGAGUGAGAUAUAGUUUCAAAAUUCAAACAAAAAGGCUACAUCAGUCGUUUGUUAUAAGUCAUAGCUUGUUAUAGCUGUACCAUUAACUUUUUACGAGCUCAACGGAAACUGUCAACGUUACUGAAUUAAAAUGUAUUCAUUUGUUUUUCAGCUCCGAUUAACUAUUCAAAUUAUCGUAAUGUAAGCAAAUCAACCAAGUACAGGGACGAGUACCAAGGAACUUUUGGGCCAGCAGCUCCGAGCGCCAAGUAAUUUUCAUAACAAAUUUUAUGGCAUUCAUCUUUAUCUCUUAAUCUCAUUUACUUGCAUUGGCUGUCGCUUUCUAUUUGUCUGAAAUGGCCGGUCAGUGCCUGAACCAACUGUUGUAAGAUUAUCAAACAAAGAAUGAGUACUUGAAUACUGAUACUGAUACUUCUUCUUCUUUUGUCCUUUCCUGGUCUUUUAUUUUUUUUGUCUGUUGCCAUUUUAUUGCAACAUUUGAGAGAUAAUUUCUUAUUCUCCAUUUUGGAAAAAAAGUUGUGGUUUAAACAUUCUGAUUUUUUUCUCCUCCCCAGGCCACCCCCAUACGACUACCCUUCAGAGGACCCUAUUGGGGUAUCGACUUACAAGGCGAAUUUUAGAGAGACCAACUUUCCAAGACAAGGUCCUCACCCCACUUCACCACUGCGGAAAAACAAUCCACACCCAAAAACCAUGACCAAUGCGUUUAAUUACCCGAACAGGGUAAGU
Molecule: messenger RNA, 20437 nt
Organism: Pocillopora meandrina
Lineage: Eukaryota; Metazoa; Cnidaria; Anthozoa; Scleractinia; Pocilloporidae
Source: the annotation of a GenBank genome assembly